Messenger RNA from Marasmius oreades (fairy-ring Marasmius), 435 nucleotides. RefSeq lists its product as uncharacterized. The record is from RefSeq and is a predicted model, not a curated record. The transcript has 4 exons. Bases 1 to 435 code for a protein of 144 amino acids. NCBI's taxonomy places the organism in Eukaryota, Fungi, Basidiomycota, Agaricomycetes, Agaricales, Marasmiaceae.
AUGCAAUUCUCCAUCAUCCUCGGUGCUCUGCUCGCCGUCACCACUGUCUUCGCCCAGCAGUUCCCCAACUGUGCCGCGGACUGUAUCACUCACGCUGACACUGGAGGCUGCGGGACUGACAAUAAAUGCUUGUGCGAAAGCUCGGCUUUUGUGAAGAGCACUGGGGAUUGUUUCAUUGCGAAAUGCCAAGGGCAAGACCUGCAAACCGCAUUUAAACAAUCUCAGGCGUUGUGUCUGGCAGCUGGUGUCACUUCAACGUCUGAUUUCGGAAGUGCUACUGUCCAACACACCAAUACCAAUACUAAUACCAAUACUGCCGCUAAUUCUCAAUCAACCAACCCUUCUCAACAAUCUAAGAACGGGGCUUCUUUGAACAGGGUAGAUGUCCUCAGUGGUCUCGUUAUCAGUGCUGGUUUGAUCGCCCUUGCUAUGUGA